Mollisia scopiformis is the source of this 1104-nucleotide messenger RNA. RefSeq lists its product as uncharacterized. The coding region runs from base 1 to 1104 and encodes 367 amino acids. Lineage: Eukaryota; Fungi; Ascomycota; Leotiomycetes; Helotiales; Mollisiaceae. The record is from RefSeq and is a predicted model, not a curated record. The transcript is spliced from 4 exons.
AUGAAGUCUUCAAAAGCGCUUUUAUCGACUUCACUGUUCGCCGGUCUUUUCUGGCACAUGAAUUACUGCGACGGUUUCCAGGCCAGGGAAACAUCACAUCCAAGAAUCCAAGGCCGUACGUCUCCAUCCGUAACACCUAUCACAGUUGCUCCUCAGACUGUAAAGGCCAAUGGAUCGUUCUCCACUGUAUAUCUUUCGUACUCAGUCGUCACACAAAAUUCGGCUGCCACAGAAGUAAUCGAUGGGACAACUACUAUUUUACCCCUGUGGUAUUGUGAUCCAAAUCUCAGUGCUCCUGCCUGCGAAGAUUGCCCAUCAACCACCGCCUCGGCUGACUCUUCUUGUCCCACUGACUUCAACAUGAUACUACUCCUUCCGGCUGUCGCUGUUGUUGGAGCGUUCAUCCCCCCUCCAGACGGUCUUCCAACAAUUACGAUUGGAUCCGACGGGGUUGCUACGCCUGAAACGACACCGUCACCAACUGAAAUCUCACCGAGUAUGCUUCCGUCGGAUACCUCUGAACCUCUGAUAACUAUAGUUCCGCCCUGCACAGUACCACCUAUGAAAGCUUCCAAUGUAGCUUUGUCCAUCAUUCCAACGCCUUCAGUCUGGAUACCACCGACGGGGUCAUAUGCACCUGCUCCGACUGAUGCACUUCCUGUCCUCCCGGUUACUGUCAAUGAAGCAGCACCUACAGCAUGGCUUGGAUGUGGUGCGGGGGUGGCAAACCCAUACAGCCCGGGAGGUUUUUAUCAAUUCAGCGACUCUUUCAGUCGAAACGACGGCCUCUACGCCAUAGAUGCCUUCUGCAACGAGCAAAUAGCAGCUAACUUACUCAUUAGUCCUUCAGGAGAGACAGUUUCCGGCAUGCCCAAGCCUGCUAUCUCAGCAUUCUCAAAGACAUACUUAACACCUGGUGGAAGUGGGAAAGUCAUAGUGGUGAUCGACAGCGAUGUUGAUAACAAGAAUACUGCAGGACAAACCUGCCCCGAUAAAUGGACUUAUUCUUUUGCGCAAUAUGCUCAAUGCAGGCAGUACUUUGGACAAACAAUCGACUACUGUGAUACUGGCACAACACUUGCAAACUCCGAUAUCACUUGGUAA